Molecule: messenger RNA, 4005 nt
Organism: Eutrema salsugineum
Lineage: Eukaryota; Viridiplantae; Streptophyta; Magnoliopsida; Brassicales; Brassicaceae
Product: leucine-rich repeat receptor protein kinase EMS1
Exons: 1
Coding region: 56-3856 (1266 amino acids)
Biological process (GO): protein phosphorylation
Molecular function (GO): ATP binding; receptor serine/threonine kinase binding; protein kinase activity
Source: RefSeq, a predicted model, not a curated record
UUCACUUCUUUUCUCUGAUAAAAAAACCUGUCUUUUUUCUCUUCCUUCUCUGAACAUGGCGUUUAGGGUUUUCUCCGUCAUGUUUCUCUUCUUCUUCUUCUCUGUUUCGUCUGCCAUUGACGACGCAACAAGCUCAGAAACGGGCUCUCUUAUGUCCUUCAAAGCUUCACUCGAAAACCCAUCAGUACUUUCUUCAUGGAACCUUUCGUCUUCCUCCUGCGAUUGGGUCGGCGUAACUUGUCAUUUCGGGAGAGUGGAGUCGCUCUCUCUACCUUCCAUGUCUCUCAAAGGCAAACUCUCUCCUUCUCUCUUCUCCCUUCAGUUUCUCUCCGACCUCGACCUCUCGGAGAACUCUCUCUCCGGCGAGAUUCCGAAAGGCAUUGCAAGGCUGAAGAAUCUGAUAUCGCUUCGGCUCAGCCACAACUCUCUCUCCGGCGAAAUCCCUUCUGAGCUCGGGACACUGAAACAGCUCCAAACCCUCGAUCUCUCUGGAAAUUCACUCACGGGACUUUUACCGAGUCGACUCGGCGAGUUGCCUCGGCUUCUGUAUCUUGACCUAAGUGACAACCAUCUCUCAGGUUCUCUUCCUCCUUCAUUCUUCCUCAGCUUCCCGGCGCUGUCUUCGCUUGAUGUCUCCAACAACUCUCUCUCCGGCAAAAUCCCACCAGAGAUUGGAAAACUGAGCAACCUCUCCGAUCUUUACAUGGGAACGAAUCAAUUUUCCGGUCAAAUCCCGCCGGAGAUUGGCAACAUUUCGUCGCUCAAGAACUUUGCUGCGCCACGUUGCUUCUUCAGGGGACCAUUACCAGACGAGAUGUCGAAGCUGAAAAGCUUAGCAAAGCUCGACCUUUCUUACAACCCACUCAAGUGUUCGAUCCCCAGAUCAAUCGGAGAGUUGCAGAACCUGAGCAUAGUGAAUCUUGUCUCCGCCGAAAUCAACGGACUGAUCCCUCCAGAGAUUGGUAAGUGUAGGAGACUCAAGACGCUAAUGCUUUCCUUCAAUGAUCUCUCCGGCUCUCUACCGUUGGAACUAUCAGAGAUUCCUUUGUUGGCCUUUUCUGCUGACACGAAUCAGCUUUCGGGUCCAUUACCUUCUUGGAUCGGCAAAUGGAAGGAAUUGGACUCGCUUCUCCUUGCUAGCAAUCAGUUCUCAGGAGAAAUCCCUCGUGAGAUUGAAGAUUGUCCAAUGUUGAAGCAUCUUAAUCUCGCUAGCAAUAAGUUAACUGGUUCGAUUCCUCAGGAGCUUUGUGGUUCAGGUGCUUUGGAAGAUAUCGAGUUGUCUCAGAAUUUCUUUUCUGGAAACAUUGAAGAAGUGUUUGUUGGAUGCACCAAUCUUCAACAGCUGGCUCUUAUGAACAAUCGGAUCAACGGUUCCAUACCUGAGUAUCUCUCCAAGCUUCCUCUGAUGGCUCUCAAUUUGGAUUCCAACAACUUCACUGGAGAAAUCCCUGUGAGUCUCUGGAAAUCAGCGGACUUGAUGGAGUUUUCAGCUUCUUAUAACCGUCUAGGAGGUUAUUUGCCUGCAGAGAUUGGCAAUGCAGCUUCGUUGAAACGGCUUGUUCUCAGUGAUAACCAGCUCAAAGGUGAAAUCCCUAGAGAAAUUGGGAAGCUGGCUUCUUUAUCUGUCUUGAACCUGAAUUCAAACAAGCUUCAGGGGAAGAUACCAAGGGAGCUCGGGGACUGUUCCUCUUUGACUACAUUGGACCUAGGCAACAACAAUCUCCAAGGACAGAUUCCAGACACGAUCACUGCUCUUGCUCAGCUUCAAUGCCUGGUUCUGUCUCACAACAAUCUCUCCGGGUCGAUUCCAUCAAAACCUUCUGCUUAUUUCCAUCAGACCGAUAUGCCUGAUCUGAGCUUUCUUCAGCACCAUGGGAUAUUUGAUCUCUCCUACAACAGAUUGACUGGUCCCAUACCUGAAGAACUUGGUGACUGUGUGGUAGUGGUGGAGGUUUUGCUGAACAAUAAUCAUCUCUCUGGACAGAUCCCAGCUUCACUCUCCCGUUUAACUAACCUCACAAAGCUGGAGCUAUCUGGAAAUGUUCUCACCGGCUCCAUUCCAGAGGAGAUGGGCCACUCUCCUAAGUUGCAGGGAUUGAACUUGGCGAAUAAUCAGCUCAAUGGUCAUAUACCAGAAAGCUUUGGCCUUUUGGGUAGCUUGGUGAAGCUAAACUUGACCAAGAAUGAGCUGGAUGGAUCGGUUCCAUCUUCUCUUGGGAACUUAAAAGAGCUGACACACAUGGACUUGAGUUUUAACAAGCUAAGCGGCGAGCUUCCAUCAGAACUGUCUCAAAUGCUCAACCUUGUAGGACUUUACAUUCAACAGAACAUGUUCUCAGGUCCUAUUGAAGAUCUGUUGUGCAGCUCAUUGGCGUGGAAAGUUGAAACAGUGAACUUCAGUGAUAACUUCUUCAUGGGUAGCUUGCCAAGAUCAUUGGGGAAUCUGUCAUACUUGACUAACUUGGAUUUGCACAGGAAUCACUUCACCGGAGAAAUCCCUUCAGAUCUUGGUAAUCUCAUGCAGCUUGAGUACCUUGAUGUUUCUGAGAACAGCUUGUCUGGAGAUAUACCAACAAAAAUCUGUGAAUUGGCCAAUCUGGAGUUUUUGAAUGUAGCCAAGAACAGUCUGCAAGGGGUUGUACCAAGCGAAGGUGUAUGCCAGGAUCCUUCGAAGGCAUUGUUUUCUGGGAACAAAGCGUUGUGUGGAAGAGUGAUUGGGUCAGAUUGCAAGAUUGACAGAAAGAGUUUGUUGAGUGCUUGGGGGCUUGCAGGAGUUGUGAUUGGGAGUAUGAUCAUCAUAUUUGCCUCUGUUUUCUCUGUGCGCAGAUGGGUUAUGGGAAAGAGAGUGAAGCAGAGAAAUGAUCCAGAGGGAAUGGAGGAAAGCAGAUUAAAAGGAUUCAUUGAUCAGAAUCUCUAUUUCUUAAGUGGUAGCAGAUCAAAGGAGCCAUUAAGCAUCAAUGUGGCUAUGUUCGAGCAACCACUUCUCAAGGUGAGUUUGGCAGACAUUGUGGAGGCAACUGAUCACUUCUGUAAGAAGAACAUCAUAGGAGACGGUGGGUUUGGGACGGUUUACAAAGCUUGUUUACCUGGUGGGAAAACAGUAGCGGUUAAGAAGCUAAGCGAAGCCAAAACACAGGGAAAUCGUGAAUUCAUGGCAGAAAUGGAGACUCUAGGGAAAGUGAAGCAUCGGAACCUGGUGUCAUUGCUUGGAUAUUGCUCUUUCAGUGAAGAGAAGCUUCUUGUGUAUGAGUACAUGGUGAAUGGAAGCUUAGACCAUUGGUUGAGGAAUCAAACCGGGAUUCUAGAGGUACUAGACUGGUCCAAACGCCUCAAGAUCGCGGUUGGAGCUGCAAGAGGACUAGCUUUCCUGCAUCACGGUUUCAACCCACACAUCAUACACAGAGACAUCAAAGCAAGCAACAUUCUUUUAGACAGUGACUUUGAGCCAAAGGUUUCGGAUUUCGGGUUAGCCAGGCUGAUCAGUGCCUGUGAGACUCAUGUGAGUACAGUCAUUGCAGGGACAUUCGGGUAUAUUCCACCAGAGUAUGGUCAGAGCGCAAGAGCCACGACUAAUGGAGAUGUGUACAGCUUUGGAGUGAUCUUGUUGGAGCUGGUGACGGGGAAAGAGCCGACCGGUCCAGACUUUAAAGAGAGUGAAGGAGGGAACUUGGUUGGUUGGGUGAUUCAGAAGAUCAACAAAGGAAAAGCUGCGGAUGUUCUUGACCCUCUGGUUCUAUCGAUUGCUUUGAAACACUCAAUGCUUCGUAUGCUUCAGAUUGCUGUGCAAUGUAUUGCUGAAACGCCGGCUAAUCGACCAACCAUGGUCGAUGUCUUGAAGGCUCUCAAGGAGAUAUAAGCUAAAAGCCUGAAACCCUUAGGCUAGCUAUGUUGUUUGAUGUGUCUUAAGUAACAGCUAACAAAAAAAAGGGAGUGUAGGGUUUGUAAUGCUAAUGUUGGUGUAACUUUGUUCUUAAGUUAUUAAAUCUUGAAAAGACAAAAAUAGGU